This is a messenger RNA of Rhizophagus irregularis DAOM 181602=DAOM 197198, 1233 nucleotides long. The record is from RefSeq and is a predicted model, not a curated record. Lineage: Eukaryota; Fungi; Glomeromycota; Glomeromycetes; Glomerales; Glomeraceae.
AUGGACCUUAUUCCUUCUUUGGGUGGGCAAUUUCAAGUAAGGCUGGGACAACAAACUAAAGUUUGUCUUAACAGAGAAGAUUUUAUUUUAAAAACUCAAACUGGCUUUGAUAAUACUGCUUUAUUACCAGUAUAUUUUUGUCAAAGUGGAUCACAUACUGUUAUAGAAAAUAGUUCCACAAAAGCUAUUUCAACAGUAUAUAAACGCUAUAUUGAAUAUACUCCUGUCACUGUUAAUGUAGGAAAUUAUAAAAUUUUUGUUUAUAAUAUUGGAAUUUCUUCACGUGAAAAAUGGUGUUAUGCUGGUCCAGACUUUCAAGCUUCGCUCAUAUAUACAUAUGAAAAAAAGCAAUCUAUUUAUGUAUCACGCACAACGCCAGAUGAAGUAUGGCAAAAAACAGGACAAUUACAAAAAUUUACUGGUACACAACUUUUUGGACUUGGUGAUUCCAUUACAAAAAAUCUAAUUCAAUUACAUCAGAUACCAAAAUGCACUCUUAAUGAUUGGAAUAAUGAAUUUAUUUUGAAACGAUUAUUUGAUUAUUAUGUAAAAAGAAGAACUAUCGCAAAUGCUAAUUGGAAACUUUUUUUUAAAAAUUGGAUGGAGUCUGAAAAUCCAGUAAUUGAAUUAGAAUCUACUUUACGCACAAUAUACCCUUUAGGAUAUGAAUUUAAUGAUCGUGAAUUGAGUGCAUGGCAGUCUAUGUUAAAUGCAGUUAGCGCAACUAAUAUAACACCUUGGUCACGGGAAGAAUCGCAGCAUCAAUUGUGGACAAAAUCACCUAACGGACAAGCAGAUAAAGCAGCAUUUUCUACUUUAUAUAAAAGGGGAUUUCUUACCAGCAUUCCAAAAAAUAUGCCAAAUGCAACACGUACAUUUUGGACAUGUUUUAAACAGGCACUUGCUAAUAACAAAAAAGGUCCUGAUGGAAAACAGCGUGUUCUCUCCAUAAUUGCCAACGAGUUUACCUAUGAAGAAUUGAAGCAAAACUUGAAUGUUGGUCAACAUACCAUUCUAGAAUCUCGCAAACAUGCACGUAGUAUUGGUUAUGGAGCUCCUACACAAUUUGUCAAUAUGAGCUCGUACAAAACUGAUACCAAAACAGGAAAACCUAUCAAAUACUUACAAGAUACGAAAAAAGCACUAUGGCAAAGAUUUUCAGAAGAAUAUCCUAAUGGUAUGUGUCGUACAUCUUUUAUGAUGUGUCUUGAAGGUGGUCAAUAUGUAUAUUGA